Molecule: messenger RNA, 765 nt
Organism: Paramuricea clavata
Lineage: Eukaryota; Metazoa; Cnidaria; Anthozoa; Malacalcyonacea; Plexauridae
Source: the annotation of a GenBank genome assembly
AUGUCGCCCGGUACUUUUGAGCUGCUAUUGACCUUAGUCGCUCCUUUAAUAACAAAAAAGUCCACCAGAAUGCGAGAACCAAUUCCUCCAGACGAAAGCCUCUCAGUUACUUUGAGAUAUCUAGUCACGGGUGAUGCUCACACUACAAUUGCGGCGAGCUAUCGUAUAAGUCCUACGACGGUGAGGCGAAUUGUGCAGAAAACUUGUGAUGCAUUGUGGAACGCUCUUUCCGAGCAAGGAUUUUGGAUGGAUGUUAUUAUUGUCCCUGGCAAUACCAAUGACUGGAAAAGAAUUGCAAACGAUUUUGGACAGAUGUGGAAUUUCCCUCAUGCACUCGGGACUUUGGAUGGAAAGCAUGUUGUGAUGCAAGCACCAGCACGUUCAGGUUCAAUUUUUUUUAAUUAUAAAAAAACUCACAGUAUUGUGUUGCUUGCUGUUUGUAAUGCUCGGUAUGAAUUUACAUUGGUAGACAUAGGAGACACUGGUAGGCAAGCUGACGGCAGCGUAUACACAAACAGUUACCUUGGCCGAGCAAUUCAGAAUGAUUUGCUUAAUUUCCCUCAACCAGAGGCCUUGGAAAGUUGCCCAAGCAAACCAUUCCCAUAUGCUUUCUUAGCAGAUGAUGCUUUUGGUCUUAAACCAAACCUCAUGAAACCUUACCCCAACCAGUAUUUACCUCUAGAUGAGAGAAUUUUUAAUUAUCGACUGUCAAGAGCACGGAGAGUAAUUGAAAAUGCAUUCGGUAUUGCAACAACUCGUUUUAGA